UUUCUGUCUGAUCUGAUACUCUGUCUGAGUCUGAUGUUGAUCAGAGUACUUGUCGGCUGGUCCUCACAUCAAAUGUGAAUAGUGUAUUAUCUUCAUAGUGCAUUUUUCAGGAAGAGUCAUAAACAUUGUGUGCUAAUUUCAGUUUUAAAUAAUUUUCAUUCCAUUGUCUAAAUUCAUAAAAUGAACUUUAUGAUUUCAUGUAAUUUGUUCUUGAAUGCACCCAACUUGACUGUGUAAACAGAACCGAUCGUCAUGACUUUUUACACCUAGUGUUUUUAUUACUUGUGAUAUUAAUAAAUUUACAUCCUACACUUUUAAAAUUAAAAUGACGUUAUUACGCUGUGUUUUAGUAAACAGAUCUGUUAUAACUGCUAUAGGAUGUAAACAAACUUGCUACAAUUACCCUCAAGUUAGGGACAGUUCUAUGACAUGAAUGUAUGGAUUCAAGAAAAUCAGUCAAAAAGUCUGUGGAAAUGUGUACUAUAGUUGAAAAGUUCCUAAGGACGCUUAUUAAGGAAGUGGUUGUUUUAAACAGGUUCAGUUUUUGAGAAAAUAUUUUGUUCAGUUAUUGAGCUAUGUUAUAGGUUAAGCAGUGUAUUACUCACAUUGCCACUGCUUCCUUAUAACAUGCAAGCAAAAAAACGUUAUCUUUUAGUUUUACUAUCGUGUGCUUUUCUGGCGUAUUGUUAUUUUGGUGGCUAUAGAUUGAAAAGUAACCAUAAAGUGAAUCCGCCUGAAGAUAGUAUGCCUACUUUCUUUGACCCUUGGAGUGACCAGUUGUUUACAAGGGAUUUAGAACCUUCUCCUCACAUCAGAAGGACAGGUGGUAAUAAUUACAACCAUAAAAAAGUUAGUAAUAGUAUAAUCAAUCAAAAAUGUAGGAUGGAGACAUGUUUUGAUUACUCCAAGUGUCAUAAUGACUUCAAAGUUUAUGUAUAUCCCACAAGUGAUGAUCUUCAUGGUGGAGAAGUUCCUUUAACUCCAAGUCCUGCCUAUCAAAAAGUUCUAGAUGUAAUUUUAGAAUCGCGCUAUUAUACAUCUGAUCCUAGUCAAGCGUGUUUAUUUGUUCUUGCAAUUGAUACUCUAGAUAGAGACAGUUUAUCAGUUGAUUAUGUGAGAAAUGUGCCAUCUCGCCUUCAGAGACUGAAAUUAUGGAAUGGAGGUAAAAACCAUGUUGUGUUCAACUUGUAUUCUGGAACAUGGCCAGAUUACGCAGAAGAUGAUCUAGGUUUUGAUACAGGAGAAGCUAUACUAGCAAAAGCCAGUAUGUCUGUCACAAGUCUUCGGCCUGGUUUUGACAUUUCCAUACCACUAUUCCACAAGAACCACCCCGAGCGAGGGGGAGAUCCUGGGUAUGUGACGUCUUUGAAUUUCCCUGUCAGCAAAAAAUAUUUCUUGGCAUUCAAAGGGAAGAGAUAUGUUCACGGUAUCGGCUCAGAGACUCGCAACUCUCUUUAUCACCUACACAAUGAGAAGGAUGUGGUCUUGGUGACAACAUGCCGUCAUGGCAAGUCCUGGAAGGAGCUCAAAGAUGAACGGUGUGAUGAGGACAAUCUGGAGUAUGACAGGUUUGACUACGAGUUGCUGCUCCAGAACUCUACAUUCUGCCUGGUACCACGGGGACGGAGGCUUGGUUCGUUCCGGUUCUUGGAGGCGCUGCAGGCUGGUUGUAUACCGGUACUGCUAUCCAACAGUUGGGCUUUACCAUUUGAUCAGGCCAUUGACUGGAGCAAGGCCGUCAUUUGGGCAGACGAGCGCCUUCUAUUACAAGUGCCUGAAAUAGUUCGGUCAAUUUCUGCCACCAAAGUUUUUGCACUUCGUCAGCAAACUCAGAUUCUAUGGGAACAAUACUUUUCUUCAAUAGAGAAAAUAGUUUUCACUACAUUAGAGAUUAUUCGGGAGCGGUUGCCCCAGCAGAAGCUGCGAGACGGUGUGGUGUGGAACAAUGCCCCUGGAGCUCUUCUAACGUUUCCUCAGUUCUCCGACUGCUGGCAGGAUUUCCCCUUCUACAGCUCCCAUCCUCCGUCCGCAGAGUUCACCGCUGUCAUCUACUCACAACUCAACUCACCUGUCACACCCGCAUCCAUGCUGUACCGCUUGGUACGCAGUGUUGCCAGCAGCCAGUACUGCACACGGAUAAUCGUGGUAUGGGGAGGAGACAAGCCCCCACCGUCCAUAUCCCGAUGGCCACCACUUCCCCUCACAGUUUCCUUCCACAUUUUACAGGAGGCUUUCGAGCCUGGCCUCUCUCAUAGGUUUUCCCCCCACCCCCUCCUGGAGACAGCAGCCAUUCUAUCACUUGACGAAGACGCACUGUUGUCCACGGACGAGGUUGACUUCGCAUUUGAAGUUUGGAGGGCAUUCCCUGAGAGGAUAGUCGGCUACCCCGCCCGUUCACAUUAUUGGGAUGAUGCUAAGGGAAGUUGGGGUUACACGUCAAAGUGGACAAACGACUACUCCAUCGUGUUGACUGGGGCAGCGUUCUACCACCGUUACUACAACUACCUGUACACAGAGUGGCUGAGCCCACUGCUGCUCAAAACUGUGGAACAGUCGCACAACUGUGAGGAUAUCCUCAUCAACUUUCUAGUCAGCCAUGUGACCCGGCGCCCCCCCAUCAAGGUUACCCAGCGCAAACAGUACAAGGACCAGCCCCCCGGCGUAGGCUCUAGGUCUCCGUGGAAUGACCCAGAUCACUUCAUCCAGCGCCAGACCUGUCUCAACACUUUUGCUGCCGUAUUUGGCUACAUGCCUCUGAUCCGUUCCAACAUGCGACUGGACCCUGUGUUAUUCAAGGAUCCAGUGUCCAAUCUGCGCAAGAAGUACCGCAAGAUUGAACUCGUCGGCAGCUAGUAUUGGGCCAGUUCACCACUCGCCUAUUAAACAUCACAUCCAUUACCAUUAUUCGACUAACUUUUUGUAAUCAUUCUAACAAAAAGCUAACUGGUUAGUAAUUAUUUUAUUUUAAGGUUUUUUACCAUAUUAAUUUAUUUAAAAAUAAAUAAUUUGCCAUGUAUUAAUGACAUAGGAAUAGUUAAUUUAUCACUCAUUGUAUAUCGUUUAGUUUUAAGUAGCAAGACUAAAGUCCCUUUUGUAGUUCCUUUAUUUCAACUAAUCAUUUAUUUUGUACAGGGUGAUGAGAAACUCAUAAUUUUGAAUUUAAAAGGUAAUAUUAAUUUGGAUGAGAGUAGUCAUUUAUAUAUUUUGUUUAUUUAUUCUAGGAAAGUUCUAACUCUAUCUGGUUAAAUGAUAGUUGAUCAUAUUUUUAUUUGAGAACUGAUCUUGACUAACAGUAUAUUUCUUAUGUUACUUUAUAAAUCCACCAUGUCAAACAGUACGCACAACAAAUGAUUAAUUUGAAAUAUGGUUAAAUGACAUAAAAGAAUUCUCUUUGCUGUACAAUGAUUCCGUAUGAUAAUGGGAAAAAAUCACAUGAUUCAUAACAUAGUAUUUAUUUGAACAUAUACAGUACAUAAUAGUCAAAACUUUAAUUUUUUUUAAAUAGAUCUGGUAACUGUCUCCAACAGAUUUAAAUUUGUUUCAGAUCAUCAGAAGGUAUCACACAAGUUUUGUCUUGUUUAUAGUAAUACAAAUACAAGCCUCUUGAAGUAAAAAUUUCAAAUAUUUGAGCGUCAUAUAAUUGAGCGUUUGCUAAGGCUAUCACUCGUGGAGCUAGAAAAAUCUUAUUUCUGCCUGUUUGUCCACACAGUAUAUUGAAGAAGAACUAACCUAUAGGCUUGAAAUUAUGUAUGAAGCUUAAUUUCUAUAUAGGCAAGACUGGGUCCGACGAUGGUGCAUGUCCAUCCGUGAGAUUUGGCUGAGCGUUAACAAAUAUUUUUACACUGGUGUGAAGGGCAACCAUGAUAGCAGAAUAAAUCAAUUUAAAAAUAAUCAGAUACAAUCAUAUGGGUGGUAGUACUCUCCGUACCUCACCAGAACUUUUAUUAUUUAAACAACAAAAAUGUGAAUGGGAGUGAAAUGAGACUUGAAAUUUUGCCUGCAAUCUCAGCGAAGCCUGUUACACGACACAUGGUGUGGCAUACUCCUACCUCGUAUUAUAUUGCAGGAAAUUGAUUAUUUUAGGUAACUUUCAAGUAUGUUAAAACACAUACUAUAAAUGAAAAUAAGAAUAAAAUAUAAAUUAUAAUACAAAUAACGCAAAAUUCAUUAGAUACUGAAUCAAACAGUAAACCUCUCAACAUUAGAUAUUACAACUAAGAGAUUACUGUAGUUCCGUUAAAAUAUAAUUUACACUAUGUAAACAUCUUUCAAGUUAAUAACCUUUCACUUUUCAUAUAAAGCUUGAAGGAAUUCUUUGAUCUGAUAUCAGUAGGUAAUUUAUUAACACACAUAUCCUUUCUUAUGCAUACUCUAUCUUUCAUAUUCUGCAAUACUCUACAUUUUAUAAUACAAUUUUUUUACCUGUUAUAUAAAAUAAUUAAUUCACUCUUAACAGAUAUUUUAAAUUCAUAUAUUUGAAGUCUAUGACACGUGAUAAACUUUAGAAUAAGACUUAUGUUACACAGGCUAAUAUAUUCUUUCAAGAACACUGUUUUGUAAUCUUCAUGUAAUGAUUUUUUUAAAUGUUAUUUUAAUCUCGUACACAUAUAUUUAGCUUAUUUUAUAUGAGUUUCAUGAUUUUGGUUGUGCAAGAAACCAGUUUCUAAGCUUGAACCAAAUAUUUGUUGUAAGUGCUUCAAUUUUAAGUUUGAAUAAAGUAGUAGAUUAAGGUUAAAAAAACUACACACAUUUUCAAAAACUAUAUUUUUGAAAACUCAUUUUGAUUAGUGUAGGAAUUUGAAACCUGGUUCCUGUUCAAACCUGUCUUUAUAUAAGAUGUACGAAUAAAUUAACACAAAGAUAUAUUUAAUGUGUAUAUCUACACCCGUACAUUAGUUAGCAUCAUAUAAUGCUGUGUUUUCAGUUCUUUAAAUUGUAUCAACCAAGCCAAUCUACGUAAGUUUGUGUUUUGUCUCUCUAUUUCCACAUCAUUUGUCCUGUUUCCUUGUUGCUAAAACUCAAUUUCAUUACUGGCUAUUGAGCUGAUUGACUAUUGAUCGUUUUUUAGCCAAUUAUCUACAUUCCACACAAGCACUGAUCACUUGAUAUUUAACUUCAAAAUCAGAUACAAGCUUAAUUGUCAUAACUACCAAAAUUAUCUGGUUUUUUUUAUUUCUUCGCUAUGUAUAAUACACGAAAAAGUAUUUUUUUGUUUAAAACGAGACUUUUUGGUAUCCAGUGGAAAUUUCCAUUUCUGGAAAAAAGUCCCAAAAUAAAAUCCAAGUCAAAAUAAUAUUUUAGAAAUUGUCCGUCCAUACAAACAUCGUUCAUGACCAACAAAUGGAUCAAUUUUGACCAAAUUUAGCGUAUAUUUAAUUUUAGUUUUGUAUUGAAAUGUAAUUGAAACAUGACGAUCCCCAUCCAAUUUGUUGUGUGUGAACUGUACAAGAUUUUUUUCCAUUUCAGCACUUUAUGUUUUCAAAUUGCACACUUCUAGUGAUUUUUAAUAACAAUUCCUGUUUUAGUUUUAUAACUUGAAUUACGUUUAGAUGACAAUUAUUAUACUCAAUAUUAUAAAUAUGGUUGAUUAUUUUUCUGAAAAAGAGGGUUUAAUUUAAUUUAAGUAUAUGAAUAAUUCAAUAUUUGUUUGUUUAUGAAUUGUAUGUAUCCAGCCUAUAUAGAAUGUGUGUCAGUAAUUGUAUCAUACAAUUGUUUUUUUAUUCUAUUUCUUGAAUAGAAAUACAGUAUGUUAAGUUUUCUUUGGUCUGUAGUUAAUAAAAGUUGACACACAGUUUACAAAGAUGGUAAAAAUAUUAAGAUGGCAGAAGCGUGACCAAUUUUGAUAUAAUAUAGAUUUAUGUUUCCACAAAGUGUUUCUCUUAAUUUUCAAAUGUUAAACAAUACAAUUUUAGCAUAGUUUAUUGUAUUUCAUCAUGAUUUUAUAUGGCUCUUAACAAUAAAUCUGUUGUGCCAUAUAAAACUUCCAUUGUGAAAGAAACAAUAAUCAGAAAAGACUUGGAAGUCUUUUUCUCAUUGAUAGUUAAAAACAUAGUAAUGAAUAUCAAUAAAGUUCAUUAUUUUAUCUAUAAAUGUAACACCAAGAUUCUGUGGCAUACAAUAAAGCAAAUCAUUAUCAGCAGUAUAACAACAAUUAGCGUUUGCUCAUUACAUCAAAUUAGUUGAGAGGGUUUCAGGCCAAGUUUAUGCAAUUUUCACAAUUUAAACUAAAAUAUUAAAAGUAUCUAAGAUUAAAGAUUUUGUUACAGUGGGACUAUAGUAUGUUGGUUUUAUUUUAGCCAUGAAAAGAUCCAUUUAAAUUCUCAAUUAAACAGUUCAGGCCUCAUUGUAUGAAUAGAAGAAUAGUUUAAAGUUUAAGUUAACCUUUUCCAUUCCCAACACAGGCACUAUCCAGAAUGUACUAAAAGUAGAAUCAUAAGAUUUUCAUUUUUGAAUUAAGGUGCUAUACUGCUUAAGUUUAUUAUAUUUUGAUUUAAUUGAAUUAAUUCCUAAUUCCAUUAGUUUAUGGUCAUUGAUAAGGUUUAAGAUAAAAGCAAUUUUGUAUAGUGUGUGGUAGAACAAGGAAUAAACAUGAGUGAAUUUAGUAUAAUUAUUAUGUGUGUA
Homalodisca vitripennis (glassy-winged sharpshooter) is the source of this 6621-nucleotide messenger RNA. RefSeq names its product exostosin-1 (gene ttv). The record is from RefSeq and is a predicted model, not a curated record. Lineage: Eukaryota; Metazoa; Arthropoda; Insecta; Hemiptera; Cicadellidae. Gene Ontology annotation, molecular function: glycosyltransferase activity. Bases 628 to 2853 code for a protein of 741 amino acids. The transcript has 8 exons. Gene Ontology annotation, cellular component: membrane.